Episyrphus balteatus (marmalade hoverfly) is the source of this 1039-nucleotide messenger RNA. RefSeq names its product protein bottleneck. NCBI's taxonomy places the organism in Eukaryota, Metazoa, Arthropoda, Insecta, Diptera, Syrphidae. The transcript has a single exon. The record is from RefSeq and is a predicted model, not a curated record. Bases 58 to 1026 code for a protein of 322 amino acids.
AAAGAUAUCAAAAACCAAACAAACUUUGAACGCAAACAUUUGGAUCAUUACUUUGGAAUGCCGAAAAUUCAAAAAUAUAAUCAAAUUCAACAACACAGUAUUAUUACGGAAUUAAAUGAAUAUAAUAGAAGUUUAAAACAAGCAGUUUGUUCAACGUUAGUGAAAAAAUCCAAUCCAUCUUCAAAUACUGAACCUAUUGUCAAACGUGAAUCAAGUUCAAGUCCAAAGAUUGUUGCAUUUGAAAGAAAAAAGGUUUUCAAAUAUGAACCUAUCUACAUGCAGAAGAGGCAUUCGCUAACAUUUGGAGAAGAUUUCGAAAACAUCGAAGAAUUUAACAAGAAGCAUCAAGCUCCGCCAACUAUGAAGCCCAUGGAAAAACCAAGGCGGUUGUUUACAGAAGAUCAGCGAUCUCCCCAACCAAUCGUUCCAAAGGAUAAACCAAAAGGAUUUUUUACACCGCCAACAAUUAUGACAUCAUCAGUUCCAGAAGCUAGUGUGUUCUUCACCCCUAAAGAAGACGAAGAGAAGGAAUAUCGAUCAUCUGUGAAAGAUCGGAUAUCAUUUUUCAACAAACUCAUUAAAACUGAAGAAGUUCCUGCAAACUCUCAAAUACCAUCGCCAAAACCAAAAAAUACAUUCCUGUCAUUACUACGAAAAGAAGAACCACGAGAAACAAAAGCAUUCACUCGAAUGUCAAAUUUAGUAAGACAAGUUUCUAUUGUGAAAAACGCUUUCAAAAUUAAUCAUCAUCGUGAAUCAUUGACCAAAGUAACAUCAACGGAUUUCAAUACUGGCUCCAGAAGUUGCUCUCAUGUCUUCAAAUUUACUGCACAUACAUUACCAGCUCCAUUGAAGAGGAAACCAUCAUUUGAAAAGACAAAACCUCAAGCUUUGUCAUUGGGGAAAACAUUAAAUAAUUAUGGAACAAAUCCAAGGAGACAUCAUUUGAUGCAGGAUCUAUCAUUGGUUGUCCCUGUUAAAUUUAGAGUUGCUGAAUUUGAAAAGCAAAUGUCGUUGGAGCAAUAAUAUUAGUAAUUAA